Messenger RNA from Mytilus californianus (California mussel), 1111 nucleotides. Its product is annotated as acyl-CoA-binding domain-containing protein 6-like. The transcript has 7 exons. NCBI's taxonomy places the organism in Eukaryota, Metazoa, Mollusca, Bivalvia, Mytilida, Mytilidae. The record is from RefSeq and is a predicted model, not a curated record. Gene Ontology annotation, molecular function: protein binding; fatty-acyl-CoA binding. The coding region runs from base 10 to 759 and encodes 249 amino acids.
AUCGCUAUCAUGGCAGACGAAUUUGGCGAUUGUUCGCAAGAAGAUAUUAAAGAUUUAUUUGAGGGGGCAUCUAAGUAUCUUCGACACGUUGCCGGUUCCCAGAGUGGCGAAAAUCUAUUGUAUUUGUAUGCCCGAUACAAACAGGCAACAGAAGGACAGUGUAAUUCCAAAAAACCAGGGAUGUUUGAUUUUCAAGGCAAACAGAAAUGGGAAGCUUGGAAGAAACUUGGAGACAAGCCUAGAGAUAUGGCCAUGUUGGAAUAUAUUUCACAUAUGACUUCACUUUACCCUGGAUGGGAGGCAGAGAUAGACACAAUUGAUGAUAAAAAAUCUAGUAGUGGAUCCUCCUGGGUAUCAGUCAGCACAAUGUCAAACACAGACCCAGAGUUAGACAAUCAAAACAAGACAGUGUUUGAUUGGUGUAAAGAGGGAGAUGUUAACCAAAUGUCCAGAAUACUACAAAGUGAAAAUAUUGACAUCAAUGGCCUAGAUGAUGCAGGAAUGGCCUUACUCCACUGGGCUUGUGACAGAGGUUUAAGUGAAAUGGUAGAAUGUCUACUGAAUAAAAAGGCAAAUAUUGAUAUCCAGGAUGAAGACAAACAGACUCCACUUCACUAUGCUGUUAGUUGUGAACAUCCAAAAGUUGUGCAGAUGUUGUUAUCUCAUGGUGCCGACAAGUCACUGAGAGAUAGUGAUGGACUAUCACCGUCAGAGCUAGAGACUUCUGAAGAGAUUAGAAUUUUACUUGGAAAAACUUGAUAUGAGCAGCAUACAAAUGGCAUUAUUAUAUAAAAUAACAAGUCAAUGGAAACAAUCUCUUGUUAAUGUUAAUUAUUUUCAUUAAAUGUUUUAUUUAUUUUUUAUUUGCAACUACAACAAUUAGAUGCAUAACAGUUUAUCGUGUCAAGGCAAUGCAGUUUUACAAAGAAAGGUGCAAACUAGCAAGAUGUUGCUAUAUAAGAUAAGGUUGAGUAUCUGCAGGUUCAGGGAUGGUAUUAAAUGGGGACAAAUGUCAUUAUCUGUAUAUUAUGUUCUUAUUUGCUGUGAUAUUAAAAAAAGUCAUUAUUUCAACAUAAUUGUUACAUGUCAUUCAAUUAAACUUACUGACUGA